This is a messenger RNA of Trichoderma harzianum CBS 226.95, 1377 nucleotides long. RefSeq lists its product as hypothetical. Bases 1 to 1377 code for a protein of 458 amino acids. Lineage: Eukaryota; Fungi; Ascomycota; Sordariomycetes; Hypocreales; Hypocreaceae. The transcript is spliced from 3 exons. The record is from RefSeq and is a predicted model, not a curated record. Gene Ontology annotation, molecular function: carboxylic acid transmembrane transporter activity. Gene Ontology annotation, cellular component: plasma membrane. Gene Ontology annotation, biological process: transmembrane transport; carboxylic acid transport.
AUGGUUCUCUUCUCAGGUCUGGCCAUUGGAUCUGAUGGCUACAAUGCCGCUGUCAUAGGCAACGUCGAGCUUCUCCUCGGCGCCAUCUACCCAGAUGACCUAACCAACUCCAUCUACUCGCGCCUCAGCAACGCCUUUCUCAUCGGCAUGAUCAUCGGCAUGCUCUUCUUCGGUGUCGUUGUCGAUCAACUUGGCCGCAAGACGGGCGCCGUGGCCACCACCAUCCUCCUCGUCCUCGGCAUCGCCAUGUCCGCUGCCGCCAACGGCACAUCCCCCAAGGGCCUCUUCUGGAUGCUCAUCAUCGCCCGAGGCGUUGCCGGCGCCGGGGCCGGAGGCGAGUAUCCCGUGUCCGGCGCCGGUGCCGUGGAAGCUACCGAUGAGAGCGGCCAGUACCGCAAGCACCGCGGCUUCAUGUUUGCUAUGCUGGCUGAUCUUUCUUCUGAUCUUGGAUAUGUCUGGGGAGGACUGGUUCCUCUCCUUUUACUGCUCUGCGUUGGUCAGAGAGAGGACAAGUAUUAUAUCGUUUGGCGAACCUCUUUUGCUCUCGGUGCGAUUCCUCCGCUGGGCAUCUUUUGGUUCCGCAUGCGCAUGGCCGUUGCUACAGCCUAUCGAAAGUCUGCCAUGAGAAAGCAGCGGGUGCCGUACUGGCUGGCUCUUAAGCGGUAUUACCGGCCUCUUAUAGGAGCUGCAGCCAGUUGGUUCCUGUAUAAUUGGAUUUCAAUCCCUUUUGGAAUCUUUAGCUCAACCAUCAUCAGCCGUGCCAAUGUGGGACAAAGUCUUGUCAAAAAUCUUGGAUGGGGUGUUCUUAUCAACUGCUUCUACAUCCCGGGACCCUUUUUAGGUGGCUACCUGUCUGAUAGGAUUGGCAGACGGCAGACAAUGGCCCUAGGGUUUGCCAUGCAGGCGAUACUUGGGUUUAUCCUGGGUGGUGCAAUUGGCCCUAUCCAGACAGUAUUUCCUCUGUUUGUCGUGCUCUAUGGGAUUUUCUUGACGCUUGGCGAGGUGGGACCUGGAAGUACCGUCGUCCUGACUGCCUCCGAAUGCUUCCCCACGUCCAUCCGCGGCCAGAUGAUGGGCUUCAUCAGCGCCUGGUCAAAAGCCGGUGCUGCGAUUGGGACCCAAGUAUUCACAGCCAUUCUCAACAAGUACGCCAGUAACCCCGACAAGGGAAACCAGGUGGCUUUCCUCAUUGGAUCGGCGUUUGCCGUGCUGGGUGCCCUCGUGGCGUACUUCGUCAUCCCUGACGUGUCGCGGCGGCUGGACGACGAUGACGCGGCGUGGAAGGUUUACUUGGCCGACCAUGGAUGGGAUGCAACGUGGGGAGAUGGAGAGACGAAGGAUCCUGCGGGAGUGAUUUUGGAUCGCCAGGCGGAUUGA